Cydia fagiglandana is the source of this 2376-nucleotide messenger RNA. RefSeq names its product DNA-directed RNA polymerase III subunit RPC3 (gene Polr3C). Gene Ontology annotation, biological process: DNA-templated transcription. NCBI's taxonomy places the organism in Eukaryota, Metazoa, Arthropoda, Insecta, Lepidoptera, Tortricidae. Gene Ontology annotation, cellular component: RNA polymerase III complex. Gene Ontology annotation, molecular function: single-stranded DNA binding. The transcript is spliced from 12 exons. The record is from RefSeq and is a predicted model, not a curated record. Bases 150 to 1661 code for a protein of 503 amino acids.
ACAACAUGUUCGGCAUGGGAAGAAAACAUUAUAAUUUUAUUACUUUAUAUAGAAAUCUUCGAGCUGUUUCAUCAACAUAAUUGAUGAUCAACUUUAUUACUUUAGAAAAUAGAAAAAUAUCUGUUUAAGAAUAUCCAGAAAAACACAUAAUGUCUCACCAACUUGGUCGAGUAGUUUCGGAGAUUCUCCUUCGCUAUUACGGUGAAAUAGUUCAGCAGGUCGGAAACGACCUGUUUUCCUAUGGAACUCGCCCUCUGGCUGUAAUAACCAGGAGCACAGGAUUGCCCAGAUCGCAGGUUAUAGAAAGUCUCCGAACACUGGUGAAGUAUGACUUGGCCUCUUUUGAGCCGUCAGCUAAUGAAGUCAUUGCCGACUACCGGCUCAUCCCUGAGAAUGUGCUUCUUCUCAUUAGAUACCCUAGGUACCUGCUGCAGAUGAAGACCAAGUAUGGCAGUGAAGCGGAGCUCCUGGUGGAAGAGCUGCUUCAGAUGGCCACUGCCACUGCCCAUGUCCUGCUGUUUACCAUUGCCAACAAAUACAAGGAUGAUAAGGAAAAAAACAUUUCAAUAAUAACACUAAAAGACACAUUCAUCAGCUUAACCACUGCGGGCUACAUCCAGCAAGCUCCAGUGGCCGAGAUGAAGGAGGGCUCUGAGGUUCCGACCCUCACACCGGUGGCGACUAUAGUGCCCGAGCUUGACAGCAGGGUGCUGUUACAAGCUAUGGCAGCAGGCAGCCUGGCUGACGUCAAUGAUAAUGUGUACUGGAAGGUGAACUACGACAGAUUCCAUCUGGACUUCAGAGACGACGUCAUGAUCAAAGCCAUCACACGACGCAUCGACGAGAAUGCGGGCGAGCUGAUGCGCCUCAUGCUGGAGCAGAUGUACCUGUCGUCGGCGCCGUGGGCCGCGGAGUCCAACCCCGCGCCGGCGCCCGACCUGCGCGCCUCCUGCCGCCGCCUCGACCGCCCCCUGCUGCAGCAGCAUCUCGACCACUAUACGAGAGUUUUAGAGGAGAACGGGUGCGGGUUCAUCCGUCGCGCGGCCGACGCGGGCGGCGGCGCGUGGGUGGUGCGCGCCGCGCGGGCGGCCGAGCAGCUAGCGCACUCGCUCCUAGACCACGUGGUCACCGAGAGGCUCGGCGAUAAGGCCGCUAGGAUAUUCAGAUUAAUUCGUACUAAGAAAUACAUAGAAGAAGAAGACAUACAGAAAUACGCCAUGCUUCCUAACAAAGAGUGUAAGGAACUCACCUACAAAUUACUAGAAGAACAUUUCAUCAGCGUUCAGCCGAUGCGGAAAGCGGCAUCUGCUGGUGGAAUGGCGAAGGCUAUCUACCUUUAUCACAUCGACUUGCAUGACGUGGCGCUGACGUGCACGGAGAUGUGCUACCGCGCGCUGCACAACGUGGCGCGGCGCGCGGCGCACGAGCGCGGGCGGCACGCGCGCCUGCUGGCCAAGCGGCGCCGCGUGCGCAGCCUCGUGCACGGCAUGCGGGCCCGGGGGGAGGCGCAGGCUAACAUCGACGACGUGGAGGAGACCAUAACGCCGCCGGAGCAUCAGGUACUGCAGGGCGUGGAGAAGCGGCUGAAACAGCUGAGCAUCGCAGAAUUGGAACUGGACAAAUCGCUGUUCAUACUCAAGUGGUUUCUCUCCUACUCUUAACACAUUCAAUGCCGAAAACCCGACUAUCGGGUAUUUUAUGAUUUCGUUCCCAGGCCGGACGACUCGAUAGUCGCGAUCGUGGUAUUUACUGCUUUAUAUGACGAAAUUGUUGUGGCCUGGCGCGGACGUCUUGUUUGGCUGGGUGGCAAUGAAUGUGUUUACUGACGCGCCACUAAUUAUGUUGUAAUUUAUCAGAAAGAGAUACGAGGCAAAUAAUCUGGGAAUAGUUGUAAUUCUUAGUUAAGAUACAAUUACAUUUCAACGCUUGCGCGUUUACUGUAAGAGCUCUUUUAGACAGCGCGCCAACUCGUAUGCGAUUUUAACCUCUAGCCGCCCAUACGUCAAACCUUGCCAAGCAAAAUAAAUUUUUAUUUUGUCAACACAAAAUUCAAAUUAGAAUGGAACAGGAGACCUUUUUAUAGGUCUCUGGGCGGCUAGAGGUGAAUUACAUUACGGACAAUCCAAUCCAGCCCAACAGCCAAUUGCCAAUCCAAUUCAAUUCCAUCCUUUCCAAUUCAAUUCCAUUGCAAUUGCAGGAUCCAAUUCAGCCGAUUGCCGAUCACAUACCACAUUGUAAGGAAACUUGCAUGCGAGAUCUCGGACCGUGUAAAUGAGCCCUAGCUCUGCGUUUGAAGUUUUCCUUACUUCGGUAAUCAAACUUGGCCUGAGGAUCGUUGGAUCACCACUUUUCCACAUAUUUUACAUUUAAGGCCGA